AUGAGCUAACAAUGGAUACAAUAUUAUCCCGAUUAAAGAAGCUCAGCCACGAUGAGCUUAGAGAAGAGAUCGUGAGAGCAGGACUGAAAUGUGGGCCCAUUACCGCCACUACAAGGUUUAUAUUUGAAAAAAAACUGGCUCAGGCACUGUUUGAGCAGCAAGGAGCAUUGGAGGAGGAAGGGGCUGCUCUGUCAGAGGAGGCUGCUGGAAAUGUCCCCGUGAAUCACAACAGCCAUGGAAGUGCUGCAGAGGAGGCAGACUUUGGGUACUGUGUGGGUCUGAACCCUCCAGAAGAAGAUGCUGUGACACACACGAAUUGUUCAGCUCCUGCCUGUGGUGCUGGUUCACAGAUCACUGCUCAGACACCGUCUAGAGAUCCUCCACUCUUCUAUGGUGUUUGCCCAGUUUAUGAUGACAUAUUGGCAAGGAAUGAGAGAAUACACGUUUAUGAAGAUAGGAAGGAGGCUCUCCAGGCUGUUAAGAUGAUUAAGGGUUCCCGUUUUAAAGCUUUUACAAACAGAGAGGAUGCUGAGAAAUUUGCUAAAGGAAUUUGUGAUUAUUUCCCAUCUCCAGGCAAGUCCUCUUUAUGUUUGUCUCCAGUGAAAGUGGGAUCGUUUAACAGAGAUGUUUUAUGCUCCCCUGAGAGCGAGACUGCCAACAAGGAGAGAGCCAACAGCUACAAAAGUCCACGGACUCAAGAUCUCACAGCGAAGCUUCGGAAAGCUGUUGAGAAGGGAGACACAGCAACGUUUUUAGACCUUAUUUGGAGUAACCCUCGUUACCUGAUUGGGUCAGGAGACAACCCCACAGUCGUACAGGAAGGGUGUAGGUACAAUGUCAUGCAUGUUGCUGCCAAGGAGAAUCAGCCUGCUAUCUGCCAGUUAUUGCUGGACACUCUGGAAAAUCCAGAAUUUAUGCGGCUGAUGUACCCAGAUGAUAACGAUGUCAUGUUGAAGAAACGCAUCCAGUAUAUUGUUGACCUUUACCUGAACACUCCAGAUAAAAUGUGGUUUGAUACUCCAUUGCAUUUUGCCUGCAAGUUUGGGAAUUUGGAUGUGGUUAAUGUGCUUACUUCACACCCAGCUAUUGUGAAAAAUCCAAGAAACAAAUAUGAUCAAACUCCAGCAGAAGUAGUUUGUGAAAGAAGCAAGAACAAAUCAGCCGAAUUGAAAGAAAAGAUAAGAGAGUACUUGAAAGGUCGCUAUUAUGUCCCACUGCUGAGGGCAGAAGACAAUUCCUCUGCUCCGGUCAUUGGGGCGCCGUGGUCGCCCGACCAGACGGACGAUGGCCCCCAGAGAACUUGGCCUAAAUACCCUGGCAGCCCCAAAGACCCAGUGCUGUCCAUCAGAGCUUUUGCAGGCCCCAUGAGCCCCUCGAAGGCUGAAGAAUUUCGCAAGCUGUGGAAGACUCCACCUCGAGAGAGAGCUGGCUUCUUUCACAAUGUCAGGAAAUCUGAUCUGGAGAGAGGUGUUGAAAGAGUUGGAAGGGAGUUAGCUCAUGAACUGGGGUUCCCGUGGGUUGAAUACUGGGAAUUUCUGGGCUGUUUUGUUGAUCUGUCUUCCCAGGAGGGGCUGCGAAAAUUAGAAGAGUACCUGAGUCAUUGUGAAAUGAGCGAAAAGGCUCAGCCAGAAACAGGGGAAAAUGAAACCUGCAAUAGAUAUAAAACUCCACAUCCCUCUGGCAAAAGUAAAAAGUCUUGCAAUUCUAUUUCUGUUGGAGCAUUUUUGGAUGAGGAUGAUGAUGACAUGAGCUUAGAAGAAAUUAAAAACAGACAAAACGCAGCACGAAAAAUCAGCCCCAUUCUGGUGUCCAAGGAGCCCAGCAUUGAUGCCAUUGGAGAUGCUGAGUGUGAUAUCCUGUCCAUGGAGCGUGCAGGAAACAUCAUAGAGACCUCAGCUCACCCUCGGCACUACGAGAAGGGAGCUGCUGCCAGCAAAAAUGGGUUUUGCAGUCCUGUGUCCGGUGAAAGGAUCAUCAGUGACAGAAAGCAGCUGCAUGGGGGGUCAGAGUGCUUCAUGUCACCCAUUUCCAAUUUGAUGUCAGAAUUUGAAAGCCUGUCAUUCCAAGAACAAGAGGUUGCAGGUGUAUCUCAUAAAAUCACUGAAAAAACUGAAAAUGAGGGAAUUCUGGACAAGACCUGCUCUGCAGUGUCACUGGCAAGUUCUUCUGAGCCAAGUGUCACAGGAAAACGUGGAGAGACCACAUUAAGGACAGACUGCAAAAUAUCAUUAGAAAAGGAGAGAGUGUCCAGAGAUUUUGGAAUUCAGACUAAAGAGACACAACAACGUCAAGAACUUUCUUCACAGAAGCUUCUUUCAAAGACUUCACCCAAAAAUGACAACUUAAAGUUGUUCCUUCUUGGGGAGCAGCCCUCGAAGCUGGAUGGUGAUGUCUUAGCAGCUAUUGAAGGAGCAGAGAUUGAUCCCCAGAAAUUCCCAAUGAUUUACAAAUGGAAACACGCAGUGCAAUCCUACUCCUCAUCUGACAGGCAAAGUUGGCCAAGUCCAGCGCUGAAGGCAAGAUUCCAGUCCCAAUCCAUCGCUGCUGGCCUUCCAAACGCUUCGGUGUAUCCCAGUUCAGGAAGAAACAGUCCCAUACCAGGAAGUCCAGGCAAACACGGCAGCGCUGCCUCGUUCCCCCCGGAGCCGGGGAGCCCUGGGCGCUACAGCCCCGCCUGUGUCCUGCGCUACUUCGCAGAGCCUCCCGCCCACUAAAAUACAGCUCAUCAGCCCGGGACUUCUGUUCUGUGUUCAUUGUUAGCCUGGAGCAAGAACUACAAUGUUACUAAGGUGACAUGAGGUUUGUACUUGGCUAUUUAUUUUUCCUCAAUUGAGGACAACUGUAUGUUUAAAAAAUGGAAUAUAUGUCUUAAUGCCAUAUACAAGGUAGAUUAUUACUGGUGAUAAGCAAGAAGUUUGUGACAGUGCAGUUGUCCAGUAGCUGUAUUAACCCUUGUUGCCAGUACCACAGUGGGCCGAAGUGUCCCUUAGCAAUGGUGGUAUUUGCUAUCACUACUUAUCCUCAUUGGAAUGAACACACAGCCCUCAACUGCCUUUCUUGACCUUGGAUAGUCGAGGAAAUGCAUCA
Messenger RNA from Ficedula albicollis (Collared flycatcher), 3087 nucleotides. RefSeq names its product ankyrin repeat and LEM domain containing 2 (gene ANKLE2). Gene Ontology annotation, cellular component: endoplasmic reticulum. The coding region runs from base 12 to 2714 and encodes 900 amino acids. The record is from RefSeq and is a predicted model, not a curated record. Gene Ontology annotation, biological process: negative regulation of phosphorylation. Gene Ontology annotation, molecular function: protein phosphatase 2A binding. NCBI's taxonomy places the organism in Eukaryota, Metazoa, Chordata, Aves, Passeriformes, Muscicapidae. The transcript is spliced from 12 exons.